This is a messenger RNA of Cinclus cinclus, 982 nucleotides long. RefSeq names its product acyl-CoA thioesterase 13 (gene ACOT13). Lineage: Eukaryota; Metazoa; Chordata; Aves; Passeriformes; Cinclidae. Gene Ontology annotation, molecular function: fatty acyl-CoA hydrolase activity. The transcript has 3 exons. The record is from RefSeq and is a predicted model, not a curated record. The coding region runs from base 25 to 447 and encodes 140 amino acids.
GUCAGCGGUCAGCGGGGCGGCAGCAUGGGGCUCACGGUGGAGAGCCUGAAGGAGGCCAUGAAGUACAUGCUGGAGUCGCAGGGCUUCGACCGGGUGCUCCGCAAGAUGAAACUUCAAUCUGCAGCUCCUGGAAAAGUUGUUUGUGAAAUGAAAGUAGAGGAGGAGCAUACAAACAGAGGUGGCACAUUACACGGAGGUUUGACAGCCACCCUUGUGGAUGUGGUGUCAACAGCAGCAUUGCUGUACACAGAAAGAGCAAUGCCUGGGGUCAGUGUGGACAUGAACAUCACAUACACUUCUGCUGCUAAGAUUGGAGAAGAGAUACUGAUUACAGCUCAGAUUUUGAAGCAAGGAAAAAAUCUCGCAUUUGCCACUGUGGAUUUAACAAAUAAGGCUACAGGAAGGUUAAUUGCACAAGGUAGACAUACAAAGUUCAUAGGCAGUUAAUAUGGAAAAGUGCUUUAAAUAUUAAUACUGGUCUUCAGAACCCUGUAUAGAAUUAUUUUCUCACGCAGUAUCAUCUGCACAACGUUGUGAUAGUCUCUAUCACGUGAAUUUUUCUCACUUCUAUAAUAAACAAACAGAUUUCUCAGUUACCACUAGAAUUGCUACAAGCCUGGGUUUGGGAUGAACAACAAGAGUGAGACAAUAUAGGGAGGCACCUAUCUUUUUUUGGUCAAGAUAGAAGGGAAGUGCCUUUGGACCAGCCAUAUGGUUAACCAGCAUGAUAGCAUUUUAAGAGAUCUGCUUUCUGUACCUGUGGUGUCAUGUGACAAAGCAAUCCUGUCUUCAGGCCUGUCACAGUCACACUCAAACACCAUUAGAAGUGCCAACAAACUGUACCUGUUCCCUGAGAUGGCAGUACAGAGUUCCUGCAACAUCAGCCACAAGUGCUUUGAAAGUGUAAAGCAGGCUAAUGCAAAAUGUAAUUUACUGAUACUGAAACAAAUCAAUAAGUAUUCAAUAAAGCUUUCUGAAACUA